GAUCACCUGGGUUGCAGCAAAAGAAGAUUAACUUAGUAUGGGAUGGUGACUCCUAACAGGAAAGGCACCAAGCCACAGCUUUUGCCCCUCCUUCCUUUCUCUUUCCUCGGCUUCGCCCGUCACUCUCCGUCCACCUUUCACCACCAUUCCUAUAAGAAAAUGAUUCUCUCCAUUUCAUAAGCACCCCUCAGGCGAAGCAAAGGAGUUCUCUAAUCUUUGGAUCGAGUGAGAAGGAAGAAGAGAGCGAUGGCAGGAGAAGCAGUCUCAGCCUCCUCAAUCCAGAAUCCGAGUUCCAAUCCUCCUACGGUGAACAAGAAGAAGAGAAGCCUACCCGGAACGCCAGAUCCUGAAGCGGAAGUGAUCGCUUUGUCUCCGAAGACUCUCAUGGCCACCAACCGGUUCGUGUGCGAGAUAUGCGGCAAAGGUUUCCAGAGGGAUCAAAACCUGCAGCUCCACCGCCGCGGCCAUAACCUCCCGUGGAAGCUGAGGCAGAGGACGAGCAAGGAGCCUAGGAAGAGGGUGUACGUGUGCCCGGAGAAGACCUGCGUGCACCACCACCCAUCGAGGGCGCUCGGCGACCUCACCGGCAUCAAGAAGCACUUCUGUCGCAAGCAUGGCGAGAAGAAGUGGAAGUGCGAAAAGUGCUCCAGGUGCUACGCGGUGCAGUCGGAUUGGAAAGCCCAUUCCAAGACCUGUGGCACCCGGGAAUACCGCUGCGAUUGUGGAACCAUCUUCUCCAGGAGGGACAGCUUCAUAACCCACAGGGCCUUCUGCGACGCCUUAGCGGAAGAGACGGCACGAGUUGCAGCCUCACACAUGAGCAGCAGAGUGACUUCCAUCCACAACGGCAACUUGAACUUUGCUGACGGAUUGAUGAGAUCAAACGUGGUGCAGAACUUCCCUUCCUUUCUGAAGCCUCCGGUGGUUGAGGGUGAAAUGGUUGAUGAGGCACGAUCUGGGCUCUCUCUCUUGAUGGGCCAAGCACCUCCUCUAGAGACCUUAACUAAAGCCGAUGAUCCCUUCGCAUCCCAGUUAAGCUGGAUCUAUCAAAACAAGCUGGUUCCUUGGGGCUCAGAUGAGCUAAUUAGCAGCAUCACACUUCCGAUGAGCGGCAUGAAGGAAACUGAAGACCCAUACUCCCUUCUCCUAAGUGCUCCAUAUCACUACAGCACCCAGCAUCACCACCACCUAGUGCCGCCGGCGCCGGACACGUCUGCAACUGCGUUAUUGAAGAGAGCCGCACAGAUUGGUGUAACAGCAUCCCGUCCAACAUCAGAGGCGAAGAGCCCUGACAGUAACAUCCGAAACCUCAACACGAACCGUUCAUACUCAGCUACUCAUCCAGGAAACGCCAUGGAGAACGCUGCUGAUCCACUCAGGAUGAUGUACUCCACGAGACAUCAUGCGGCGCAGAAGGACGAAGGACCAGAAGGAGAAACAAGAGACUUCUUAGGUGUUGAUGCACCAACCAUUCGUGCAUCAUCAUUGAGUGGGUGGAUACGAAUUAGAAAUUGACACAACUUAUCCUGUUCUCCACCGAAUCAUCAAUCACGAACGAAAACGCAGUCGUGGAGGCAGCUAAAAGUUUCAUGAAAA
This is a messenger RNA of Musa acuminata subsp. malaccensis (wild Malaysian banana), 1596 nucleotides long. Its product is annotated as zinc finger protein MAGPIE. Gene Ontology annotation, cellular component: nucleus. NCBI's taxonomy places the organism in Eukaryota, Viridiplantae, Streptophyta, Magnoliopsida, Zingiberales, Musaceae. Gene Ontology annotation, molecular function: DNA-binding transcription factor activity. The record is from RefSeq and is a predicted model, not a curated record.